AGCAGAUGGAGGACGGGACUGAGCGAAGCAGAGAGACACACUUCUGGGAUAUACAUAUAUAUAUGUGAAUAUUUACGGCAGAAGGCAGCAAUACUGGGAAAAAAAUUUCCAGCGGAGCUUUUCUUUUUGAUUCCGUUCUGGAAGAGAUCGAGAUAUUGUUUCAAAGGAACUUACAACUGAUUCAGUUUUUCCAACAAGUUGUCUCCUCUCGUCGUCAUGAGGUCACUGGUCCUGGCCUUCUUCUGCCUGCUAUGCUGCAGCGCGGCGCGUCCAGAAAGACGCCGUCCCAAACUGGUCAUGGUCAAACGACGAAACGACACAACCAUCCAGAACAACACACCGGAGAAUCCGUGUAAAGCCACGCCGCUGGACUUCAUCUUUGUCAUCGACAGCUCCAGGAGCAUCCGACCCGAAGACUAUGACAAGGUCAAGACCUUCAUCAUCAACCUGCUGCAGUUUCUCGACGUUGGCCUCAACGCCACCCGUGUGGGGCUGCUGCAGUACGGCAGCGUGGUCCAGCCUGAGUUCUCCCUCAGCACCCACACCUCCAAAGCCCAGGUGGAGGAGGCUGUGAGAAACAUGCAGCAUCUGGCCACCGGCACCAUGACCGGCUUGGCCAUCCAGUACACCAUGGAGGUAGCGCUCACUGAGGAGCAGGGGGCCCGACCGAAGAGCCUGCAAAUCCCACGGAUUGCUAUGAUUGUGACCGACGGAAGACCUCAGGACACAGUGGAGGAGAUCGCGGCUGAAGCGAGGGAGGCCGGCAUCCAGAUUUUUGCAAUCGGAGUGGGACGGGUGGAAAUGAAGACCCUGAAGGCCAUAGGAAGUCAGCCCCACUCUGAGCAUGUCCACCUGGUGGCCAAUUUUAGUCAGAUAGAAACCCUGAUCUCAGUAUUCAAGUCCAAGCUGUGUGGAGGCUCAGACAUGUGCAAGGUGGUGGAGCAUCAGUGCCAGCACAUCUGUGUGAGCAGUCCCGCCUCCUACAGGUGCAGGUGCCGGAAAGGCUUCACUCUCAACCCGGAUGGGAAGACAUGUAAAGCUGAGGAUAUGUGCGCCAUGGUGGACCACGGCUGUGAUCACAUCUGUGUCAACCUGGCUGAUGGCUACGAGUGUCGCUGUCGUCCAGGAUAUGAGCUCACCAUUGACCUGAAGACAUGCAACAGAAUAGAUUACUGUGACCUGGGAAACCAUGGCUGUGAGCACAACUGUGUCAGCUUACCGGGAUCCUACAUCUGCAGCUGCAAGAAAGGCUUCGUCCUGAAUGCAGACGGAAAGACUUGCAGCCAGAUUGAUCACUGCGCUGCUGGAAGCCACGGGUGUGAACAGGAGUUUAUGAACACAGAAACCGCCUGUGUGUGUAAAUGCACUAACGGCUACACACUCAGGUCAGAUGGGAAAACCUGCCAAAAGGUGGAUCCCUGUGCUGACGGCAGCCAUGGCUGCGAACAGGAGUUUGUGAGCGCCGGAGACUCGUGUGUGUGUCGAUGCAGGAUAGGCUUCACACUCAGACCAGAUGGGAAAACUUGUAAAAAGGUGGAUCCCUGUGCUGACGGCAGCCAUGGCUGCGAACAGGAGUUUGUGAGCGCUGGAGACUCGUGUGUGUGUCGAUGCAGGAAAGGCUUCACACUCAGACCAGAUGGGAAAACUUGUAAAAAAAUAGAGCACUGCCUUCAAGGGAAUCACGGCUGUGAGCAGGAGUUCAUGAAUACGGAAAAUUCGUGUGUGUGUAAAUGCGGAGAAGGAUACACAUUGAGACAAGAUGGGAAGACAUGUCAGACACGAUACAUCCACGGCGUGGCGGUGCACUGGUACCUGGACAGUCUCGUCCCUGCAGAGGCGAGCCUGGGAGCCACCCACCAGCUGUUCCCGGAGUACUAUCUGUUUGGCACGGAGGCCUGUGCGGGCUGGAGCUCAGUGGACCGCGGGGUGAAGCUGGGCAGCUGGGACCACGCGGAGCAGUACGCACAUGACAUCCUAGAGGACUUAAAUCAUUACGUUGUGGGUUGGACUGACUGGAACCUGGCACUGGAUCAGACUGGUGGGCCAAACUGGGUGAAGAACUUUGUGGACAGCCCCGUCAUAGUAGACGCCAAGCGGGACGUCUUUUACAAACAGCCAACUUUCUACAGCAUGGCCCACUUUAGUGCAUUCCUGUGGGAGGGGUCGCAGAGGGUGGGCGUGUCCGCUAGUGCAAAGACACAGCUAGAGUUCUCCGCCUUCGUCAGACCAGACGGCUCUGUGGUUCUCAUCGUUCUCAACAGGUCAUCAUCAGCCAUUCAGUUUGAGGUGUGGGAUCCGGCUGUGGGUUACAUUCCCUGCACCGCGCCGGCCCAUUCGCUGCUCACGGCGGCUUGGAACGCACACUGA
Poecilia reticulata (guppy) is the source of this 2367-nucleotide messenger RNA. RefSeq lists its product as uncharacterized. Gene Ontology annotation, molecular function: calcium ion binding. NCBI's taxonomy places the organism in Eukaryota, Metazoa, Chordata, Actinopteri, Cyprinodontiformes, Poeciliidae. The record is from RefSeq and is a predicted model, not a curated record.